AUUGUGGAAUGCUACUACUAUCUUACACGAGGGAUGGAGGGAGUAUUAUAAUAGAAAAAAAAAGGAGACCCUCAAUCAAGACAACUUCGAAGUCUGUGGCAUCAUUUGUCUAUGAAAAAACCCAUGUCUAAUCCCUGCUUCCCAAUUUCUGCAAAUACAUAGACAAUAUCUAGAGAGAGAGAGAGAGAGAGAUGGCGGACGCUGCAGUGGAGUUCCUGCUGAACAACCUGAAGGAUCUCCUUCUCUACCACUCGCAUCUCAUCACCGACACGAAGAAGCAGAUCGAGACUCUGGAGAUGGAUCUCCGCCUCUUCAACGCGUUCCUCAAGGACUCGCUGAGGAAGCGGCGGAAGGACGAGCGCACGAAGGUGCUGGUGAGGAACAUUCGAGAUGUUGUGUAUGAGGUGGAAGAUGUGAUCGACGCCUUCAUCACUCAGGCCAUGGAGAAGAAGGCGACGAGCUCCUUCUUCAAAUUCUGGAAGCCUUCGGUCAAUCUCCACGAAAUUGGGGUAAAGGUGGAGGAGGUCAGAACCAAGGUCGAGAAGGCGAGAAUUGACUUCGCUGAUCUCAGCGUACACGAUGAAGACAAUUAUGGAAAACCUGAGGCUCGACCGCCAAGACAGAAAGACGUGGUCGGAUUCGCAGAUGUGACAGAAGAGCUGAUAUCGCGCCUGACUCAAGAAACCGACUAUUUUGAUGUUGUUUCUCUGAUUGGUAUGUUUGGAUUAGGCAAGACAACGCUAGCAUGGAAGAUUUUCAAUGAUCCGGCAAUCAUCUACAAGUUCCCUGUCCGUAUAUGGCUUCCCAUCUCUCAAGAAUUCUCAGACAAGGAUAUCUUCCUAGCCAUUCUCAAAGAGUUCACCACUGUAAAUGAUGAUCUACGCCAGAAAGCCGACAUGGAGAUAGCCCGAAUAGUUGCUGGCUAUCUCGACACAGCAAGUUUCUUCAUCGUCCUGGAUGAUGUCUGGAAUCGAGCUGAUUGGGACAGACUCCGUGUUGCUAUGCCAGAGAACAAUCACAAGGGUAAAAUCUUGAUCACGAGCCGUAUUGAAGAUGUUGGCACGUAUGCUAGCUGCCCGAGACCUGCCAAGAAGCUGCGUUUCUUUAAUCAAGACGAAAGUUGGGAGCUUCUCCAGCUGGAGGCCCUCCGCAAGCUAGACUGCCCUUCCGAGUUACAACAUAUUGGGCAAUUGAUUGCAAGAGAUUGUGAUGGACUUCCUCUUGCAAUAGUAGUUAUUGGGGGCAUCCUUGCUGCAAAAUUUUCAGCCUCGGAUCUUAGUGAAACGAGAAAGGCGUGGGAAAAUGUUUCCACACGUGUAAGCACGUAUCUUAAUGAGAAAGAUCCGGCUGAUCGCAUGAAGAAAUUUAUAUCUUUGAGUUAUGAUAGGUUGCCUUACCAUUUACGCGCAUGCUUUCUGUAUUUGGGGGUGUUUCCUGAAGAUUACAAGAUUCCAGUGUCGAGAUUGAUCCGAAUGUGGAUUGGAGAAGGAUUUAUACAACAGAACAAUGAUCUCAGCUUGGAGGAAUGUGGGGAGAUGUAUUUGGAGGAUCUUAUCAAUAGAAACUUGGUCACUAUUGAGAAGAUUAAACCUAAUGGUAAGGUUAAAACAUGUUGUAUUCAUGAUGCGUUACGCGAUUUCUGCAGGAAUGAAGCUGGAAAUGAGAAUGAGAAUUUUCUCCAGGAGAUCAAGUCGAACAACGGAGGCUUUGCGCCUCCGGUUUCCGACUUACACAAGUAUCGUCGUCUGUCUAUUCAUUUCAACUGCUUGAAGUUCAUCUCUCAAAAACCCUUAGGUCAUCGCGUUCGCACGUUUGUUUGCUUCUCGAAAGACGAAUUCACCUUGCCGGCGGAGGACAUUCCGCACCUCCUCUCUGCUUUCAAAUUGCUCAGAGUUUUGGAAGUGAAACCAAUGAGGCUCACCAAAAUCAGCAGCCAAAUGUACCAGUUGAUCCACGCGAGGUACAUCUCCAUGUCGUUGGAUCUGUCGACUCUUCCUUCGAAAUUCGGCCUGCUUUGGAACACGCAGACGCUGAUAGUCGACACGACGUCUCGCACCCUUGAGGUGAAAGCGGAUAUAUGGAAACUAAGCCAGCUGAGGCAUUUCAAGACGAAUGCCUCAGCUCACUUGCCCAAACCGAGUAAAGAUAGCAAACACGGCGCAGAGCUUCAAACACUCAGCACGAUUUCAGCUGAGAGCUGCACGGCCGAGCUGUUCGAACGGGCUUGCAAUUUGAAGAAACUAGGCAUCCGAGGGCGGCUAGCGUUGCUUCUGGAAGGGAAGAUUGGAUCCUUUGAUAGUUUGGGGAAAAUGAAGUGUCUCGAAAAGCUGAAGCUCGUAAACGACGUACAUCCUAAACCGAUAUCAGAAGGCCAACUGCGCGGCCUUCCUCAACCAUAUCAAUUCCCCUCUAAGCUUAAGAGCCUAACACUAGUUGCUACUUCCCUCAGUUGGAGUUUCAUGUCCAACCUCGGCUUGCUGGAGAAUCUCGAGGUGCUCAAGCUGAAGGAUAAGGCGUUUGUCGGGACGAGUUGGAAGGCGGCUGAUGGAGGUUUCCGGCGGCUUGAGUUCUUGCAGAUUGAAGAGACGGAUUUAACUUUUUGGGAGGCUUCACACCAUCAUUUCCCUAGGCUUAGGGGCCUCGUGCUCAAGAACUGUGAGAAGCUUCUUGUGAUCCCGAUUGGCCUGGCUGAAGUAGAAAGCCUGCAUAGGCUGGAGCUGUACGUCUGUAAAUCUGCAGCUCAGUCUGCAAAGAAGAUUUACGAGGCGAAGAUGAAGAAGAAGAAGACGCAGGCUGAAGGCUCUGUGUUCAAGUACUCCAUUUUCCCUCCUAUUGAUUGACCAAUCUUGACAGGGGUACAUGCAAAGUUGUCAAGCUUGCUUGAACAAUUGCUUCAUUUUAAUUUGGCUCUACUCGCAAAUUGCUGCAUCUCUUUAAAUAAUCUUAGUUGCUGGGAGAAAAACGCUGCACUCGACUCUGUUCAUCAUGUUGAACUCGCCAAAAAAAUUGCACGGGUUAUGUUGAUCAAUAAUCAUUUGUUUAAUUCAUCAAAUCAUGUACUAAUCGUGGAUCGGAUAAUUUGUUUGUGACAUCUAAUUGCAUUUUCAUUGGGGUUCUGAUUAAUUUUCAUGAUA
This is a messenger RNA of Salvia miltiorrhiza (redroot sage), 3134 nucleotides long. RefSeq names its product putative late blight resistance protein homolog R1A-10. The coding region runs from base 192 to 2840 and encodes 882 amino acids. Gene Ontology annotation, molecular function: ADP binding. The record is from RefSeq and is a predicted model, not a curated record. The transcript is spliced from 3 exons. Gene Ontology annotation, biological process: defense response to other organism. Lineage: Eukaryota; Viridiplantae; Streptophyta; Magnoliopsida; Lamiales; Lamiaceae.